GGUUGACACGGUGAGAUACCAAGGCCUGCAGUCUUACCGCCCCCUCUUGUACAGGAUGACAGCCCCAACCAAGAUCACCGGCCUGACGAUCGAAGAUUUGAGGUUUCCUACUUCACUGCAGAAAGAUGGAUCCGAUGCUAUGCACAAGUCGCCAGAUUAUUCCUGUCCCUACGUCAUUCUGUCCACCGACACAGAUCUACGGGGAUGUGGUACGACCUUCACCCUGGGCAAGGGCAAUGCCAUAGUUUGUAUGGCCAUUGAAAAUUACAAAAGCUUGGUUGUUGGACAAAACCUGCAGGAUAUCUUCAAAGAUUUCAGUGGAUUCUGGCGUUCAUUGGCUAGUGAGGAUCAAAUCAGAUGGCUGGGACCAGAGAAAGGUGUCACUCAUUUGGCUGUGGCUGCAAUCAUUAAUGCCGUCUGGGACCUAUGGGCCAAAAUGGAAGGCAAGCCACUGUGGAAGCUGUUGGUAGACAUGUCCCCAGAGCAGUUGGUGUCCACCAUUGAUUUCAGACAUAUGGGGGACACUCUCACAAAAGAAGAAGCUCUCGAAAUAUUGAAGAAAGGUCAGGUUGGGAAAGCAGAGAGAGAGGCUGAGGUAGUUGCUAACGGUUACCCAGCCUACACCACCUCAUGUGGAUGGCUAGGAUAUUCAGAUGAAAAAAUCAAAAGGCUGGCAACAGAAGCCCUAGGCCAAGGCAUGUGUAGAUUCAAGAUGAAGGUUGGAGGAGAUGUCAAGGACGAUGCCAGGAGAGCAAAAAUGUUCCGUGAAAUAAUAGGAUACGACCGACCACUGAUGAUGGACGCUAACCAGAAGUGGGAGGUUGAUGAGGCUAUUGACUGGAUGAAACAGUUGGCAGAGUACAAACCCUUGUGGAUAGAGGAACCAACUAACCCAGACGACAUCUUGGGACAUGCAGCCAUCGCUGAGGCACUAAACCCCCUGGGGAUCGGAGUGGCCACUGGAGAACACUGUCAGAACAGGAUCAUGUUUAAGCAGUUUCUGAAGGCCAAGGCCAUGCAGUAUUGCCAGAUUGAUGCUACUAGGGUUGGUGGAGUUAACGAAAAUCUUGCCAUUAUCCUGUUGGCUGCUAAAUUUGGAGUACCUGUUUGUCCCCACGCUGGAGGUGUCGCCCUCUGUGAACUAGUACAACAUUAUUCCAUCUUUGAUUAUAUAUGUGCCUCAGGAACCAUGGAAAAUAGGAUGAUUGAAUUUGCUGACCAUCUCCAUGAGCAUAUGAGUGAACCUGUGGUCAUCAAGAAUGGUAGCUACCAGGUUCCCAAGUGUCCAGGUUUUGUGGUUGGAAUAACAGACAAGGCACGUGAAGACUACAUAUACCCAGAGGGAAAGGAAUGGCAGAGACUUUUUAGUGAAGGACUCUUUACCAAGCCAUAGUGGUUGAUGUGGUCAGACUGUCAUAUCACAAGUUGUCAAUGGUGCUUUUCAUUGAAGGCAUUCUACACCAGACAAAAUAUUCAGGGAAUAUACAAUGUACAGGAUCAAGAUAAUCCUAUAUAAUUAGCUGUUACUUCAAUAUAAAGCAAAACUUUUAACUGAUUAUAAACAUACAGGGUUUACUUUGUGAUUCGUAUACAUCAAAAAUCUAAUAAAAUCUUAACAUGAGCUGUAAAUAUUGAUUGAUGUGAAAAUUACAGCAGAAUAUUCCUAUUAUUGGAAGAAAUAAUUUUAUAUAAUUCGUGUCCAUUUGCUCCGAUCUUGUUGCUAUACUUAACGAGUAAGUCUCCUUUACCAUAUUUUACCUAAUAAGCACAUUGUACUCAAAAACACAAAAAGGUGAGCUUAAUUAAACCAUGUACAUGUACAUGGAAAAAAAUUCCAUGUUAAAGAUGGGUGGAAAAAAUAACUAUUUUUCAUUAACAUACCUUUACGUAGUAAAAAUAAAAGAGUCUUUGGUUAUGAAGACUGCAGGUAAUAUUGGUAGAUCAGUGAGGUAAGAAGAUUAGUUUUAAUUAGCACACACAUUCUGUUUUUUUGCAGGUUCACUUAUUAGGUUGAAUAUGUUAAUUGUUUUAGAUUACAGCAAAUAGUAAUCCUUGUGUUUUUGAGGCCAUUUGUUGUGUUCCGAGUGUUCUUGCAUUUAAUGACUGGGGGGUUGGGGAGGAAUUUACUCUUAAGAUGGAGUAUAUAUGUACAUAGCACAUUUUGUUGUAGCAGAUCUCUAGUUUGUCUAUUAUCAUCAUUGUUGAUUUUGUUGAUUUUGUUGAUUUUGAGUUGUUGUUAUUUAAAGAGCAAUAUGAAUUGUUUGUAUAUGUAUUUAUAUCCAGAAAUAAAUUGUUAUAAUAAU
This is a messenger RNA of Pecten maximus, 2303 nucleotides long. Its product is annotated as mitochondrial enolase superfamily member 1-like. Gene Ontology annotation, biological process: amino acid catabolic process; carbohydrate catabolic process. NCBI's taxonomy places the organism in Eukaryota, Metazoa, Mollusca, Bivalvia, Pectinida, Pectinidae. The transcript has 16 exons. The record is from RefSeq and is a predicted model, not a curated record. Bases 56 to 1393 code for a protein of 445 amino acids. Gene Ontology annotation, molecular function: L-fuconate dehydratase activity; magnesium ion binding.